CGGCGCCAAAUCGUCGAAGUAUCGGCUCGCCACCGUCGGGAUGACCAUGCAACCAAAAACUUCCACAUUAAUCCGGAUUCCGAUUUAUCAUCGUUCGAUCCCUCUUUUUCUGUUUCUUCUUCCACUUCUCUUCCUCGCUUUUGAUCCUACUUUCCCCUCGUCGGGAAGAUUCUCAACAGAUGAAUUCGGAUACUCUUUUUUGAGAGACUUAUUUUCUUCUAAUUGAAUCUGAUCUAUUGGAUUUCACAUGUGUUUUUAUUAAUCUAGAGAUAUGAGUUGCUACAGAAGAUCCAAGUUUUCAUUUGAUGCAUUUCGGAACCUGUCCUCAAAGAUUUUUCCCAAGGAUAUAAUUCGAGAUCAUCCUAGGUCAAGAAUUUCCCAAAAGGGCUCUUCGUUUACGGCUGGGAAACAGUCUAAUUCUUAUGGUUUCCAACCGGCUUCUCCAAUAAUACGAAGAUUUGGUCAGCAAGUUGGAGAGAAUAGGAGGCUAUACAAUCCCUUCUUGGGUGAUUCCAAGAGAUUUUACUAUGUUGAUCGCUACCGCGUCCAGCAUUUUAAGCCCAGAGGACCUCGGCGAUGGUUUCAAGAUCCAAAAACUGUAAUGAUAGUCGUGUUUGUGGGUUCUGGAGUAUUUGUCACUGUGUAUUAUGGGAAUUUAGAAACCAUACCUUAUACAAAACGAAGGCAUUUUGUGAUCUUGUCCAGAGCUAUGGAGAGGAGGCUGGGAGAGUCGCAAUUUGAGCAGAUGAAGGCAGCUUUUAAGGGUAAAAUAUUGCCGGCCGUACACCCAGAAAGUGUGAGGGUAAGAUUGAUAGCUAAGGAUAUAAUUGAGGCAUUACAAAGAGGGUUGAAGCAAGAGAAUGUGUGGAGUGAUUUGGGCUAUGCAUCAGAGGCUGUGAUAGGAGCACCUGAAGGCAGUGGCCAUGAGACAUUGAUGGCGCUUAGCGAUGCCGGGGCCGAGAGGGUGGAAAGUAAAUGGUCCCGCGAAGAUGAGAUUCUUGAUGACAAAUGGGUUGAACGCAGUAGAAAGAAGGGUCAGGAACAGGGGUCCCAAGCAGAUACCUCGCAUUUGGAAGGAUUGAAUUGGGAAGUCUUGGUGGUCAAUGAACCGGUUGUUAAUGCAUUCUGCUUGCCCGGUGGGAAGAUCGUUGUCUUCACUGGCUUGCUCGAGCACUUUAGAAGUGAUGCAGAAAUUGCAACUAUUAUUGGUCAUGAGGUUGGGCAUGCUGUGGCUCGACAUGCUGCAGAGGGUAUCACAAAGAACCUGGGGUUUGCCAUUUUACAAAUUAUCCUUUAUCAGUUCGUCAUGCCUGAUAUUGUCAACACUAUGUCAGCUCUUUUCUUGAGGCUUCCAUUCUCUAGACGGAUGGAAAUGGAAGCGGAUUACAUUGGUCUGCUUUUGAUAGCCUCCGCUGGAUAUGACCCUAGGGUUGCACCCACAGUAUACGAGAUGUUGGGUAAGGUAACCGGUGACUCGGCUCUGAGAGAUUAUCUUUCUACUCAUCCAUCUGGAAAGAAGAGAGCUCAGUUGCUAGCUCAAGCCAAGGUUAUGGAGGAAGCACUUAGCGUUUACAGAGAAGUAAGAGCCGGUGGUGGGGUUGAAGGCUUCCUAUAGGACUCCCAAAACUGCCCUAGAAAUUCAAAACAAGUUGAUGCUGAGUGGAAGUAGAUAGACUUUCCUCCUGUAUAUUGUGCUAUUAAUUGUUUAAGCAUGAUAUUAGAUUUAUAAUUUUUUUUUUUUAUUUCAGCCAUAUGAUCAAAUGUUUCAGUGAUAUCUGGGAGUUGAUUUACUUGCUUUAGACUUUUCUCCUGAAAACCCCUUUACCCUUCCACCAGGUUGAAUUAGCGAUAUCCAUAGAAACUUGUUAUUUUAAAAGAAUGAAACUACAAUAACACUCACGGUGAAUUUGGGAUA
This is a messenger RNA of Momordica charantia (bitter melon), 1915 nucleotides long. RefSeq names its product Peptidase family M48 family protein. Gene Ontology annotation, cellular component: membrane. Lineage: Eukaryota; Viridiplantae; Streptophyta; Magnoliopsida; Cucurbitales; Cucurbitaceae. Gene Ontology annotation, molecular function: metalloendopeptidase activity. The record is from RefSeq and is a predicted model, not a curated record.